Messenger RNA from Drosophila grimshawi, 604 nucleotides. RefSeq names its product probable 28S ribosomal protein S25, mitochondrial (gene mRpS25). The transcript has 3 exons. The record is from RefSeq and is a predicted model, not a curated record. Gene Ontology annotation, molecular function: structural constituent of ribosome. The coding region runs from base 77 to 580 and encodes 167 amino acids. Gene Ontology annotation, cellular component: mitochondrion. Lineage: Eukaryota; Metazoa; Arthropoda; Insecta; Diptera; Drosophilidae.
GCCGGAAUUACACAAGCGGCCAAAGUUGCCUUAAAAUUAUUUGUUUUAACUUAAGCUGAAUUAAUCAAUCUUCAAAAUGCCGUUCAUGAAGGGGCGAGAGCCAAUACGGCGCACACUUAAAUAUCUGAACGCUGGAAAACUGGUGUUAAAGGAUAAGGUGCGGAUAUUCAGCGUCAACUACAACACAUACGGCAAUCAUCAUGCUGGCGCCAGGGACUUUGUCUUUUGGAAUAUACCACAGAUACAAUUUCGGAAUCCUGAUGUUCAGGUUAUCACACUGAAAAACAUGACACCGUCGCCGUUUGUGCGCUGCUAUUUUGACGAUGGUCGGGAUAUACUCAUUGACAUUGAUACUCGGAAUCGGGAUGAGAUCAUUGAGCACUUGGUCAAGGUGGUUGGCAAGACACGAGAGCAACUGGUCGCGGAGGCACGUUUGGCGGAGAGUAAAGAUAAUCCGGCCAAUUUUGGGUAUGGCUGUGAACGGCACUGCAUCUGCGAAAUACCCGGGCAAGUGUCCUGCCCGGGCACCGUGCCGCUGCCGGAGCAAAUGCGUGGCAAAUUCAAGUUUGCUCCCAAAUAAAACCAUUACUUUAUUUUUUUUUUA